CUUCCCUUUCCCACUCUCAAAAUUUUCAGGUUUCUGUUUGUCUGUCGCUCGUUUUCUUUUCAGUUUUUGGUACUCUGUGUUCUUUUGUUAACAGAGGGGAUUUUGGUGGAUGUUGUGAAUGAACGGAUGAGCUUUCCAACUCAAUCUCUAAGAUAGAGAGAUAUAGAGGGAUUUAUUGAAAUAAUCACAAUCAACCAUCCUUGGUUUUGCAUUGCAGGAGCUCUUCUGGCUUCGCUCUUCCUUUCAAAUAGUUAUCACCUCGAAUCUCUUGGGGCCUCCUGUUGAAGACUCUUUCAGGUUUGUCUGUCCUUCUGCGUUCUGUUUUUCCUUUUCCCUCAUUCUUUUAGGGGUUUGUAGGCUUUGUUUUCCUUUGCCUUGUUUUUGCACAACCAAACAAACCAUGGUAAAAGAGGCAAUCGAAGGGAAGGUUCUUGUUUCUGAAUCAGAACCUAAAGAAAAGGAUGAAGCAAACAACACAGCUACCGAGACAUCUGCACCUAAGUCAGAGAAGAUGGAUGAGGAUGCACCAACCAUUUUUUCUGGAAGUGAAGAGAUGAAAGAAGGAAAUAAAGAAGAGGUGAAGAAGGAUACAGAUGGAGAGAAUAAGAUUGAAGUGAAGAAGGAAAUGAAUGAAGGGAAUAAGAAGGAAGAGGUUAAUAAGGGAAAAGAUGAAGACAAUAAAGAGGAAGAAGCAAAAAGGCAAGAAAAAGAAGAAAAAAAGUCAAAUAAGAAAGCCGGUAAGUCAAGGAAGAGGAACAGAAAGAAGGCAAAACCAAUGAAUGCUGAUGUGGAAGCUGCAAAAGACGUUGAUAAAGCAGAAACAUCAGAUAAAAAGAAAUCUUCAAAGAAUGUAGAGAGUAUGGGGAUGAUAUUCAUGUGUAAUUCAAAGACCAAGCGGGAUUGCUACCAAUACAAGGUUCUUGGGUUGCCUGCAAGCAAGAAAGAAUUAGUUUCCAAGGUUUAUAAAGGCACAAGGCUGUUUUUGUUUGAUGUUGAUCUGAAGUUGAUGUAUGGGAUCUAUAAAGCUGCAGGACCUGGGGGUUAUAACAUUGAACCAAAGGCUUUCAAGUCAGCAUUUCCUUCUCAGGUGCGUUUCACUGUCUUGGAAGACUGCUUGCCCUUGGCAGAGGAGAAGUUCAAAGCAGUGAUCAAAGACAAUUACUAUGGGAAGAACAAAUUCAAUUGCCAACUGACUGCUGAGCAGGUUAAGAACCUAUGCAAGCUUUUCCUUGUUACUACGAAGGGCUCCAAGUCGAAGCGAGCUGGCAGAAGUAGCAGAAUAGAAACCCACACAUUUAGAGAACGGGAUGGAAGUAGAUGGCAAGGCCAUGAUGGACUGAGGCACCCUGUCUUGGAUAGGGAAGUCUUCUACCCAGACAGUGUUGACAUGCAUGAGAGAAAGGGACGCCCACUAGAAAUUCGACAACCACCACUGCCUCCACCUGCGCGUCAGCGUCAUCCAUUGUAUGCCCAUGAGAGGCCUUCAGAUGUUGAAUAUUACAGGAGGGAUGUUCGCAUCGAGCAUCAUGAUCCACGGCUUCUGGACUCAGAGCUGAGGCCUUCGGAUGCCGAAUAUUACAGGAGGGAUUCUCACAUUGAGCAUCAUGAUCCACGGCUUCUAGAUUUGGAGCUGAGGCGUCGUGAGGAGAUCAGUUAUCGUGAUCCUUACAGGAUUUACAGGGAACCUCCAAUAUAUCCUGCUGCUCCUCUCCCUCCCCUGUACCGAUAUUAGAGUUAAAUUAGUCGCUAAAACUUUGUAUCUUUUAUCAUUCCCUGAUGGGUUUGAAUGUUUUUUAUUAUUUUCUUAGAUUUGGCUUGAGGAUUCUAGCUUAGGUGGAUGGAGCAGGAUAUCUGACCUGAUAAAGAACUUAUGUCAAGCUAUGUCUAAUACCAUGUGCACAGAUCGGAUGAACAUUGUUAAUUAACAUUAACAGGGAAUGUGGACAAGUUCUGUCUUUUGUGACCUUGUUCUUUGUGUUUGUGUAUUUUGUCUCUUUCUAAAUCAGUUUGAGUUUUUCUUUUA
Nelumbo nucifera (sacred lotus) is the source of this 2023-nucleotide messenger RNA. RefSeq lists its product as uncharacterized. The record is from RefSeq and is a predicted model, not a curated record. NCBI's taxonomy places the organism in Eukaryota, Viridiplantae, Streptophyta, Magnoliopsida, Proteales, Nelumbonaceae.